Messenger RNA from Pochonia chlamydosporia 170, 3384 nucleotides. Its product is annotated as copper resistance-associated P-type ATPase. The transcript has a single exon. The record is from RefSeq and is a predicted model, not a curated record. Gene Ontology annotation, biological process: copper ion homeostasis; monoatomic cation transport. NCBI's taxonomy places the organism in Eukaryota, Fungi, Ascomycota, Sordariomycetes, Hypocreales, Clavicipitaceae. Gene Ontology annotation, cellular component: membrane. Bases 1 to 3384 code for a protein of 1127 amino acids. Gene Ontology annotation, molecular function: ATP hydrolysis activity; ATP binding; copper ion binding.
AUGGCGCCGCCAAAGAUUAUCACCACAUCCUUCCUUGUGGGCAACCUGCAUUGUCCAUCAUGCGUUGCCGUGAUCAAGAAUACCUUGGAGCAGGAAUAUGCUGGCAGGGUCUUUUGGGUAUCCCCUAACGUCGUCACCUCUGUGGUUACCGUCGAACACGAGGAUGCAAGUGCCGACUUUAUUCGCAACAUGGGCAAAACGCUGGAAGAUGUUGGCUUCGAGAUCUGUGCUGUCGAUACCACAGGAACCAUUCCUGACGAGUUAAAUCGAGAAGUGGAUGCCGAACAGGCAAGAACAAGUCAGGAUAGUCGUCGCAGAAGCAGUGGUGCUCUUGAUCUUUGGUGGAGGUUAUGGGGAGGUAGAACGCCUCCUGCAACACCGAAUCAUGGCAAAGCGGCGGCGCAUUUGGACAACUGUGAUGUCUGUAAAACGACAGCGGCAGCCACGGCUCAUGAUAAUGGACGUACUUUGCAGGAACAACUCACUCGCAGCAUGGAACCCCCACACGAUGCUCAGAAAAUGAUCAACAUGGCCGCCAAGACAACUCCCAUACCCCUUGAGGAGGUGGUGGUGGAUGAUUCGGAAGCUGUCCCAGAUGUAUGGCGGGCAACAUUAUCUAUCGGCGGCAUGACCUGUGCGUCCUGCUCAAACACCAUCACAGAAGAGAUUCAGAAGUUUCCUUGGGUUGCCAAGAUUGCAGUCAACCUCGUGGCAAACAGUGCUACUGUUGACAUCAAAGACAACAGUCGAGUUCAGGAAAUUGUUGAUGCCAUUGAGGACCUUGGCUACGAUGCUUCCCUUGACCAAGUGGUAAAUCUGGGAGAGCAGAAGCGCAUCUCCGCGUCUGCUCGGGAAGUAGAAAUCCAAAUCGAGGGUAUAUUUUGCCCAAAAUGUCCACAGCGCAUCUGUAAAACACUGAGCAAUCUCGGUUCCUCCCGGCUCGAACUCGUCCAGGCGCCGACACCAGAGAAGCCCUUUCUUAAAAUUAGAUAUACCCCCCAGGCACCUGAAUUCACCAUUCGACAAAUCUUACGGGCCAUCGAGGCAACAGAUCCUUCGUUGAAGGCCACCAUAUACCACCCGCCGACAUUGGAAGAACGAUCCAGGGCUAUCCGAGCCAAGCAUCAGCGCGAGCUAUUCUGGCGCAUGAUGUUGACCCUUGUCCUGGCAGUUCCGACAUUUGUGCUUGGAAUAGUCUACAUGAGCUUGGUGCCAGAAUCUGAUCCUACAAGACAUUAUCUCAUGAAGCCCUGGAAAUCCGGCUUGAGUCGAAAUGCGGUUAUUCUUUGCAUACUCUCGACUCCAGUGUAUUUCUUCGCGGCGGAUAUUUUCCACGUUCGAGCCAUAAAAGAAAUUCGCACCAUGUGGCGACCCGGCAGCCGUACGCCACUUAUCGAAAGGUUCUACAAGUUUGGCAGUAUGAACAUGCUCAUGAGUCUCGGCACGACCAUCGCCUAUGUUUCGUCUGUGGCAGAAAUGAUUGCGGCGGCGGCAAAGCAUGACGACCACGUCCCCGACAACCGAUUCUAUUUCGAUUCGGUCGUCUUCCUGACCCUGUUCCUUUUAGCAGGACGGCUUAUAGAAGCGUACAGCAAGUCCAAGACCGGCGAUGCUGUUGGUGCGCUGGCCAAGCUUCGCCCUACCACUGCCUCGUUGAUUGAGAAGGACCAAGUCAGAGGCCCGAUCACAACGACAACGCCGAUCGACCAGCUCGAAUACGGAGAUGUAAUCCGAGUUCCUCACGGUGCCUCACCAGCAACGGAUGGCAUCAUCAUCACUGGUGACACCAACUUUGACGAGUCCAGUCUCACAGGAGAGUCGCGCCUAAUCAAGAAGUCAGCAGGUGAUGAAGUGUUUGCAGGCACGGUGAACAAGGGAGAUUCCAUCACGAUUAGGGUGACUGGUACGUCUGGAAAGUCCAUGCUCGACCAAAUUGUCGAGGUUGUUCGCGAGGGUCAGACCAAGCGAGCUCCCAUGGAGCAGAUUGCAGAUAUUAUGACUUCAUACUUUGUUCCAGUUAUUACCCUUAUUGCGGUCAUUACGUGGGUUGUGUGGCUCUCCUUAGCUCUCACUGAUCACAUCUCAGAUGAGGAACUCGACUCUGCGGGUGGUCCUGCUGCCUUUGCAUUUCAGUUCUCCAUUGCAGUGUUUGUCGUUGCAUGCCCUUGCGGCCUGGCGCUAGCUGCUCCCACAGCCAUCUUUGUUGGCGGAGGUAUUGCGGCGAAGCAUGGUAUUUUGGCAAAGGGUGGCGGCGAAGCGUUUGAAAAGGCUAGCAAAAUCGACUGCGUUGUAUUUGACAAGACGGGCACCCUCACGGAGGGCGGAGAACCCAAGAUCACAGAUUCCGAGUUGUUCCCAGACCAAGCUGUCAAGGGUCUCGACAAGCAGGCAUUGCUCUCUGGGCUAAAAGCAGUCGAGGAACAGAGCAGUCACCCGAUUGCCAAAGCCAUUGUCAAUUUCUGCGGCAACAACGUAGCAUCUGCUGAACUGGAUAAAAUCCAAGAGCUUCCCGGGCGAGGAAUCAAGGCGUCUUACAAGGAUAAGCCGUUUGACAUCGCCGUCGGUAACGAGCAUCUCAUGCGAGAUCUUUCCGUGACUUUGACUCAGACUGUUGUCGGCCGUCUACAAAGCUGGAAACGCGAAGCAAAGUCAGUGGCAGUCGUGGCAGUCAAGUCCCAGGAGGAGCAAAGCUCAUGGACCUUGGCCGCCAUUCUAUCCAUCUCUGACCCCGUUCGGCGAGAGGCCGUGGCCGUUGUCAAGUCCCUUCGAGCGCGAGGAACACAGGUCUGGAUGCUUUCCGGCGACAACGUCACAACCGCCAAAGCCGUCGCCCGACGAGUAGGCAUCGAGGACACCAACGUCCUGGCAGAAGUUCUCCCGUCCGAAAAAGCCGAAAGAGUACGCUACCUGCAAGCGACGCUGCACUCCGACAGGAGAGUCCGUCGACGCCACGGGUAUAGCACACGCAGGGCCAUGGUGGCCAUGGUUGGUGAUGGAAUCAACGAUUCCCCCGCGCUGACAACGGCGGACGUGGGCAUCGCCAUCGGUUCAGGCAGCGACGUCGCCAUUUCCAGCGCCGACUUUGUGCUCGCUUCGUCGAGCCUGGGUGCCGUGCUGACGCUCCUGGAUCUCAGCCGCACCGUCUUUCGCCGCAUCAAGAUUAAUUUUGGCUGGGCCGUGGUUUACAAUUUGCUGGCGGUGCCCAUCGCAGCAGGGUGCUUGUACGCCAUCAAGACCAGUUCCGGCGCUCACGUAAGGCUUGAUCCUGUUUGGGCGGCACUGGCCAUGGCCCUGUCGAGCAUCAGCGUUGUGUUGAGCAGCCUCAGUUUGAAGGCUCGCGUGCCGGGCGUAGGGUUUCGACACAGCCCUGUCGUGGUGGAAUAA